CGUGAUGAGAUUGAACCUUUUAUUUUCGAUGUUAUUGUUCAAGGCUCGUUCGUCCUUGACUCCAAAGCAAGUUUAUAUAAACACUACACACUCCAUGCUUAUAAACACUACAUGCUUUAACCAGUAUCCCCAUCACAACGAUGUCAACUGUUUCUACAUCAGUUCCGGUAGAUGUCAGAAACGAAAAAAGGCUUUAUUUUGGUGAAAAUUCGCUAUUAUUAAGAGCGUUUCAUCUUCCCCGUUCAGCUUUGAACAACAUGGUGAAUGUUUUCCAAGUCACGGAAGGAAGAACCUCACUAGUGGCUCAGGCUUAUGGCUAUUCGACCUGGAUAUUAUCCAAAAUAUGGCGUGUUGCUAGUUGGAGAGCUAUGAAAAAUAAAGAAUUCUCAAAAGACAAAGGAAUGGACGAAUCGAAAGAAGAAAUGGCCUCAAAUGAAGAUGCAAUUUUCUGUGAUUAUUUAGCUUCGAAUUUCACACUUUCGUGCCUGAGAAAUAUGUAUUUACAUUUGCUGGAACGAAACUUUCUUGGCGUUACGAGAGAAUCGUUGGAAUUAUUGAGGUACGAGAGAAAAGUCCUCCAAAAUCUACAAGAUUUGGAGUUGGUGAAAGCUCUCAAAAGAAUUUUUGGAAUUCAGUCGAGCGAUGAGGAAGAAAAUACAAGUGAACUAAAACCCUCGAAUUUAUCUUUUACCAACAUGAAAAACAUUGUUUGGACAGCAACAAAUAUGGCUUGGACAUCUCUUUACAAUCGCCUCUCCUAUUUUAUUCCUAAAUGGGCUGUGAUGAAUUUCUCUAAGAAGGAUGACCCAACAACAGAAAAGUCUGUGCCGAGCUCAAAAUUCGAAAGCAACAGCAAAGAAAUCACUCCAAACUCCAAGUCUACCAGCAACAUGGUAUCCUUAUCAGCAGGCUCUCUCUUACUAUGCGAAUCCAACCUACUUACCCAAGUGUUAUCAGACUCUGGAACAUACGCUCUAGAAAGCACGCACAAUUUACUUAAAGAGUCACUACUUCUAUUUGUGCCGAUGGAGAUCCUUGAAAGCACAGUAGCACUAUUAAAGAACCCUGCCUCUCUGGUUUCAACACCACCUCUUUCCGCACUAUGGGAACUUUAUAACUAUGUUUCUAUCUGGGGUUUAGACAUUUUUGACGAGUGUUAUAACCAACCUGAUGUUGAAUAUGCAGUUAUUGAUGAUGAUGAUUUUCAUUUUAUUGUUAAUGUGCCAAGAAUGAGAAGACCAAUUUUAUUUAUUGGAAUCAGGUAGAUUGUUUAAUAGUGCAGCGCACUGAUUCUAAAAAUAGCUUAAAGAUUCGGACAAACAUUGCAUUCUGUUUAACCUCUACGAGGAUUAUACAAACCAAUUUUAUUAUUUUUACUUAAAGUUACAAUAAUAACCCAUGUAAACUAAGAUCAACUGCGAUCGGCUGUGUAAAACUUGUAAGUUUGUUUGUCCGAAUUUCGCCUUUGUCUUUGUUUUUAUGACGUCACGGUUGCGCUGCGCUAUUUUUAACAUCCAUACUCUACAUGGGUUUUCCCAUCACAUUCAUCAAAUAGUCCGAGUUAGUAAUUUCUUGGAUUGAAGCCAAAAAAUAAGUCUCUUUGAGAUAUUAUUAUCAACCCUGACUGUACACUAAGCUGUUGCAACACGUUACCAACCACUUGUGUACUGACACCUUACUGUACGGUGUGGGAUGAUCUAAAUAGCCAUCUCUGUGAGAUAUUUAUGUUCACAUAAAAAUAUAAACAAUCCUGUUGAUAUUCAACCAUUAUCAUUAUAUUAUGAUUAUAAGUUUUAAUGAUAACUGUACAUCCUGGGGUCCAGAGGUUAUUCUUCCUCUAGAGUUUGCUCUUUUGACAGGAAGUUGCAAGGGAAGUCAGCGCUUGCCUAAACCUGCCUGAAUCAAAAUAGAACAUGCUCAGGGUAAUGGGUUCACUGUACGGCAUAUAAAAAAUUGGAAGAAAAUAUUUUAUAAAAUAUGAUUUUUAUGUUUAGUUAAUACAUUAAUUAUGAAAAAAGGUGAGAUAUCUGCAUAUUCACUCUGUGAGUGCUUCAAAACUAUAAUAAUAAUAAUAAUAAUAAUAAUAAUAAUAAUAACUUUAUUGAUGUCUCGAAAUUCUUCUAGCCGGGCACAAGCACCCUACUAAUCGUGAAGACAAAAAAUACUUAAAAACUUUAGAAAACUAAAACAAAACAAAAAAAUACUAUGUGACUAUAUAUAUAAUUAUAAUUUAUGACUAUCUGAAUACUGCAGGAAGAAAUGUAAUAAAGUUCACAUGGCAAUCAAGCUCAA
Molecule: messenger RNA, 2292 nt
Organism: Actinia tenebrosa (Australian red waratah sea anemone)
Lineage: Eukaryota; Metazoa; Cnidaria; Anthozoa; Actiniaria; Actiniidae
Source: RefSeq, a predicted model, not a curated record